UGGGUGGGUGAAUGGCAGGUGAAGGCUGUCAAGGUUUGGCUUUCAGAUGGCAGAAGUGAAACCUUUGGCAAUUCAGAUGGACCGUAUCAAGAGUACGCGUUCAAACUUAGUGAGCGUUUCACCUCACUGUCCCUCUGGGGGAACGGAGCAGGAACACGUCUUGGAGCCAUCAAAUUCAAGACCAACCUGGAUGGAGAAUUUUUUGCAAGGAUGACGAGCUGGGGCUUAAAAAGAGAAUAUCCCAUUGAUGUCAGCUCUGGAUUUUGUCUGGGAGUUGAAGGAAGAGCUGCUUCAGAUAUUGAUAGCAUGGGAUUUAUGUUUCUCAGUGCCGUUCAAUCAACCGUUCUCACAAAUGUCAACUAUCCCACAAUAAAAGAACUGAUACCACAAGUGACCGUAGAAGAGAUCAAAGCCGUCACUUUCAGAAACGACACCUCUGCCACACAACAGCAAAAAGUUGAAACUUCAAAGAAAGUGACCAAAAAGUCUUCAUGGUCAGUGUGUAACCGCUUUACCGCAACAUUUAGUAUGGAAGUGAAGGCAGGGAUUCCUGGGGUUAUAGAAGCUUCUACAGGAUUCAGUUUCAGCGUUGGACAAGAAGGCACUUACAGUCAUGAGCAGACGGAUGAGACCAAAUUGAAAGGAAUUUUCUGGAAAUGUGUAACUAUGCAAAAUACAACGAUGGUGACAAUCAACAAAAUAUAAAAAUAAACAAAAUAGAAAAGCCUUUAUCCAAAGUACUAAUGUAAGACAUUAUAAGUUGAUGCAAACUGUGUUUACUCAUUUAUCCUGGCUAGUCUCUU
This is a messenger RNA of Onychostoma macrolepis, 803 nucleotides long. Its product is annotated as aerolysin-like protein. The annotation marks the transcript as partial. NCBI's taxonomy places the organism in Eukaryota, Metazoa, Chordata, Actinopteri, Cypriniformes, Cyprinidae. The record is from RefSeq and is a predicted model, not a curated record. The transcript has a single exon.